Messenger RNA from Rhopalosiphum padi (bird cherry-oat aphid), 858 nucleotides. Its product is annotated as heterogeneous nuclear ribonucleoprotein A1-like. Bases 1 to 858 code for a protein of 285 amino acids. The record is from RefSeq and is a predicted model, not a curated record. NCBI's taxonomy places the organism in Eukaryota, Metazoa, Arthropoda, Insecta, Hemiptera, Aphididae. Gene Ontology annotation, molecular function: RNA binding. The transcript is spliced from 7 exons.
AUGGGUGCUAAGGCUAACUGCGAUGAACAAAACAGACAACUAUUCAUUGGUGGUUUAAACUUCCAGACAACAAAUAAAUCACUUAGAGACUUUUUUGAGCAAUGGGGUGAAGUUGAAGCGGCUUUUGUCAAGAGAAACCUUCAAACAAAACAAUCUCGGGGUUUUGGAUUUGUUUUUUAUUCUCAAUCCUAUAUGGUUCAUCAAGCCAUGUCACAUACACCUCAUACAAUAGAUGGUCGUGAAGUUGUAACCAAGCUUGCUAUACCUCUUUCAACAACAAAUAAAUCACUUAGAGACUUUUUUGAGCAAUGGGGUGAAGUUGAAGAAGCUGUUGUCAAGAAAUACCCUCAAACCAACCAAUCUCGGGGAUAUGGAUUUGUUACUUAUUCUCAGUCAUAUAUGGUUGAUCAGGCAAUGUCAAAUACGCCUCAUAGAAUAGAUGGUCGUGAAGUUGAAACCAAGAUUGCUUUACCUCGUUCCGUAAUUAAUGAACCAAAUAAUACAAUUGAUGUAAAAAAAGUGUUUGUUUCUGGCAUAAGCGAGCAAUCAGAACAUGAUAUUUAUGAAUAUUUUAGACAAUUUGGUAAUAUCACUUUUUUAAAAAUAGUGUAUGAUAGUUAUAAUGGUAUAAUUAAAGGAUUUGGAUUUAUUAAGUAUGAUGUCAAAGCUUCAGCUGACCAAGUUCUUUCGAUCAGACAUCAUCUAGUUGCUGGAGGAAAAUUGAACGUAAAAAAGGCUUUUAGUCGUAGAACCCAAGGCAGUUAUGGUUAUGUUGGAGGAUGCCACUAUUUCGGUUAUAGCAAUAACUUAUGUGUACCAUGGGGAGGAUAUUAUAACAACAUCAAUAUAUUUUAUUAA